GAAAAAAAAAAAAAAAGGGAAGGAAAGACAGAAGAAGAAGAAGAAGCUCGAAGACAAAAGUGGAGUAAUUCGAUUCUACUGUAAUCCUCAAAGCUCGAGAUCUCUUCAAUGGCGGAAGAGCCCGAAACUACGUCGCUCCCCACCUCCACUCCUCCUCCUCCUCCUCCUACGCCUUCCGAGAAAUCUUCCCAGGGCACCUUCAACCCACAGCCUCAGGUUCCAUUUGUCUCUCGCUUUAUAGGUUUCGAUGGCGGUGAUAUGCAGAUGUUUCCGGUCAUGUACCCUGCAGUUAUCCCUGGUGUAAACUCACAGAAUCAGGACCAGUCGAAUUGGGGAGCAGGACUCUAUGCCGUUCCAGUUGGUCCAAAUAUGAGGACCGUGGCUGGACUUCACUCUGACACUCUUAUUCCCCUUACGUACAAUAUACCAACUCGGCAGAGUAGUGAGGCUGGGGCAGCCGGUCAGGAUCAAGGGCAAGUGGGACAACAGCAACAGCAGCAGAAUCAGCAGCAGCAUCCGCAUCAGCGGCAGGUCGUAGUGAGGAGAUUCCAAAUUGCUAUUCAGCUGGACUUGCUGCUGAUUCUGAAGCUCGCAGCUGUGAUAUUUUUGUUCAACCAAGAUGGGUCGAGACAAAGACUUGUGGUCCUCGUCUUCUUUGCUUCACUUGUCUACCUAUAUCAAACUGGAGCUCUCUCGCCGUUGAUACGAUGGCUUUCUCAAGGAAUGCAAAGGGCCGCCGCUCCUCCUCAUCCACCGAGGGCUGCACCUGCUGUGGCCGAAAAUGCUCCCCCUGCUGCUGGAGGGCAGGGGAAUGAAAAUGCUAACCUGCCAGCUGAAGGACAAGCUGGCGCUGAGAAUGAGAAUCCAGCUGCCAAUGAUGGAAACCGGGCAGCCGAGAAUUGAAUGUUGCCGAACCUGGUGCGGGCAACGGAGCUAACCACUGGUGGGGGAUUGUGAAGGAGAUCCAGAUGAUUGUCUUCGGAUUUAUAUCUUCUCUACUCCCAGGUUUUCACAACAUCGACUAGGUCAAUACAUCAACACCAAAGCCACGCAGAUCGAUCGAGGAGCUUUGAUGUAAUGGAUUUCAUCUUCCUUAUGUGAAAUAAAUGUAAAUUUUUGCUGUAGCCAUUAUAGAUGUGAUAUCGUCACAUACAACUGAAACUUGGUAGAUCGAGGGAAAUUGCUAAUUUUUUGCCAUCUUUUAUUCGGUGUUGCUGAAAGUGAAGUUAGUUUCUUGUGCGAUUUUUCAUGGGGCCUUUUGGAAUGGUAUCGUUUUGCCAUUUCACAUUUUA
Punica granatum (pomegranate) is the source of this 1292-nucleotide messenger RNA. NCBI's taxonomy places the organism in Eukaryota, Viridiplantae, Streptophyta, Magnoliopsida, Myrtales, Lythraceae. The record is from RefSeq and is a predicted model, not a curated record.